AGAGAAAUAGCGCAGAAGAAGAAGAAGAAGAAGAGAGAAACAAAAAGAAGUCAACAAAGAACAAAACUUAGUUCAAUAAUAAUGAUAAAAUUAAUCGAAUUUUUUUAAUUUGGUGAGAUUUUAAUGUCUGGAGGUGGAGUAUUAUAUGUGUUGGUGACGUAAUAUGUGUGUUUUGCAGAGCUUCAACAAGAUAUUGAAUUAAUUUUCGCAUUUGUUAUUUUGAUCGACUUGGAUCUUUAAAUUCUUCAUUUCAAUUUCAUCUUCUUCUCCAAUUAGAUUCUUUUUUUUUUUUUUUUCUUAAAAGAAAUGAAAACAUCUUUCAAGAAAUUGCGAGAGUUUGCACUUCGGCACGGUGAACAUGAGGUCCGAAAAGAUGUUCGUCCUUUGGCUCCGCUGGACGAGCUUGCUCAGGCUUCUCAGGACAUGGAGGACAUGAAAGAGUGCUAUGAUAGCUUUCUUUCAGCAGCUGCUGCAACUGCUAAUAGUUCUUUUGAAAUCUCAGAAGCAUGGCGUGAAAUGGGUUCUUGUCUUCUUCAGAGAACUGCAUUGAAUGAUGAUGAAGAAAGUGGUAAAGUACUACUGAUGCUGGGAAAGGUGCAGUUUGAGCUCCAGAAACUUUUUGAUACCUAUCGUUCUCACCUAUUCCGGACAAUUACAGUCCCAUCAGAGUCUCUUCUCAAUGAACUUAGAACUGUUGAGGAGAUGAAGCGGCAAUGUGAUGAGAAAAGAAAUAUAUACGAGUACAUGAUUAUGAGGCAAAGAGAAAAAGGAAGGGGAAGAAAUGGGAAGGGGGAGACAUUUUCUAUGCAACAGUUACAAGCAGCUCAUGAUGAAUAUGAUGAAGAGGCAACCUUAUUUGUUUUUCGUUUGAAAUCUCUAAAGCAAGGGCAAUCUCGAAGUCUUCUUACGCAAGCAGCGCGUCACUAUGCAGCUCAGUUGUCCUUCUUCAAGAAAGCUCUUAAAUGUCUUGAAGCACUUGAGCCACAUGUGAAAUUGGUAACUGAACAGCAACAUAUAGAUUACCACUUUAGUGGACUUGAAGAUGAUGAUGGUGACGAUGACGAGGAUGACGAUGACGAUGAUGAUGAUACAUAUGAUACACAUGAUGAUGGGGAAUUGAGUUUUGACUACGGCCAAAAUGAUCAUGAGCAAGAUGCUUCUGCAUCAAGAAGCUCAAUGGAGUUGGAUCUGGUGGACGUUACAUUUCCCCGAGUUGCAACAUUAGGGGUCUCAAAGGAAAAUCGAGAUGGAAACUACAGGAAAUCUUUUUCUUUUAAGGGAGAUGUUAGGGCUGCUAGCCAAUCUGCUCCACUUUUUGCUGAAAUUAAUUCUGAUUCAGCUGAGAGGAUGAAACAAAUGCGCCCAUCAUUAUCAAGGAAGCUUAAUACAUAUGUACUCCCCACCCCAGUUGAUACAAAGAAUUCAAUUUCUACUGGAUCAGGAAGUCUAGUUUCCCAAACAUUAAAGACCAAUUUGAGUGGGCGGACACAAAACUUGUGGCACUCAUCCCCUAUAGAUCCAAAGAAAUAUGGAAAAUUAGUAGGAGAUGAGAAACCCUCAGGCUCUAUGGUUAAAGAUGCAGAGUCAGUUCUCAGGGAAAGCAACAAAAACUGUGCUUCCACUCAACUGCCCCCUCCUCUGGCUGAUGGACUUUUCAUUUCAAGGUUUGAUCCACCAGUUACUUCUGAUUCCAAGAAAAUUAAAAGAUACGCUUUUUCGGGUCCUAUUACAAGUAAGGUGUGGCCGAACAAACCAAUUUCAGCUGAAGCUAUUGGAAUGUUUUCCGGACCUCUUUUAGAAAAUCCAACUGUGCAACUAUCAUCAUCAUCAUCUCCUAAAGUAUCACCAAAGGUAUCUCCAAAGGUAUCUCCAAAAGCAUCUCCAAAUGUGUCUCCAAAAGUAUCUCCAACAGCAUCCCCUACUUUUGUGUCCUCACUUCAAAUAAGCGAGCUUCAUGAGCUUCCUAGACCUCCAUCCAGUUCAGCCUCCAACUCUUCAAGGCCUUCGAGUUUGGUUGGUCAUUCAGCUCCUUUGCUGCCCAAAGGUCAUAUGCAUUCUAAUACAAGUAGAUCGUUGGCAUCCAAUGCACCAUCACCACUCCCGAUACCAUCCCAAGCUGUCACUCGCAGUUUCUCCAUCCCCUCUAGCAGUCUUAGAGCUAUGGCAAUGAAUAUUUCUAAGCCACUGAAAACUACUCGGAGUUCAGAAAUUAUUGAAGAUAUAACCUCACCUCCGUUGACACCAAUACCAUUAUCCGCCAUUCAGCCAUCCUUAACUAAUUCUCAGAAUGUCAAUCAGACCAUUCAAAUCAGAGGUGCAGAUUGAUUCUAUUCCUCGGCAGCCACAUUUUUGUUUCUAGUUUAGCAAGGAAAAAUUGAUAUGAUACGUGCAGAUUUGUAAAUAUAAAUUUUUUCUUACUUUUGUUUGUCAUUUUUGCCCCUGUUAAUCCAUUUGUUAAUUUUGUUGA
Molecule: messenger RNA, 2467 nt
Organism: Ricinus communis (castor bean)
Lineage: Eukaryota; Viridiplantae; Streptophyta; Magnoliopsida; Malpighiales; Euphorbiaceae
Exons: 11
Coding region: 307-2325 (672 amino acids)
Source: RefSeq, a predicted model, not a curated record